This is a messenger RNA of Plasmodium vivax (malaria parasite P. vivax), 1226 nucleotides long. RefSeq names its product mitochondrial carrier protein, putative. The coding region runs from base 1 to 921 and encodes 306 amino acids. Gene Ontology annotation, biological process: alpha-ketoglutarate transport; mitochondrial citrate transmembrane transport. The record is from RefSeq and is a predicted model, not a curated record. Gene Ontology annotation, molecular function: tricarboxylate secondary active transmembrane transporter activity. NCBI's taxonomy places the organism in Eukaryota, Apicomplexa, Aconoidasida, Haemosporida, Plasmodiidae. Gene Ontology annotation, cellular component: mitochondrion. The transcript has a single exon.
AUGAGCAAAGACCUGGUGAACGGGUCCAUCCUGCACUGCCUGGAAACGGCGAGUCUAGGCAUGCCCCUGGAGGUGUGGAAGACGAGGAUGUGCGUGUACAGGAACGAAAACACCAUCAGAUCAUUCGCCAGCAUUUAUAGCAAGGGAGUCGGGCAGUUCUACGCUGGCUUCUACGCGAAGCUAGUGGAGAGCUCCUCCAAGGGAGCCGUCCUCUUACUAUCCAAAGAGCACAUGAUUAACCUCUGCAACAAUUUGAAUUUUAAUAAAACGACAAGUGGCUUUAUCGGUGGAGCUACCGGAGGCAUCUGCCAGUCCUUCGUGAUGACCCCAUGUACCUUUUUCAUAACCGCCAGCAUAGACAGAAAAAUUAAUUAUAAGAAAAAGCUUGUAGACAUUUUUAGGAACAAAGGAUUCACAACCCUGUAUAAGGGGAACAGUGCCAUGUGCUUGCGCCAGGGGACCAACUGGGCCAGCCGCCAGGGCUUAACUGAGUGGGUCCGCCACUUGUUCAUCGAGCGGAAGAGGAAGGUGGGGGGGGGAGCGGGUGUGGAAGUAGGCGUAAAAAAUGAAGUUACAGACAAGCGAGGCCACGUUUUUCAGCCCACCCCCGCGAAGGACACCCACCCGUUAGACAAACGGGGAGGUGCUGCCCACGACUUAUCCCCCUCGGAGGAGCUCCUUUGUGGUGUCCUUGGAGGAGCCUUAUCUGUCUGGAACAACCCCUUCGACGUGAUUCGAGUGUACAUGCAGAAUAGUGCAAAUAAAAACAUCAAGCUGACGUUCUUUCAGUCGUUUGUUAGCCUUUACAGGGAGGGGGGGAUUCUGUACCUCUACAAGGGGGUCAUCCCCCGGUGCUUCCUGUGCAUCUGGCAGACCCUGUUUAUGGUUACGGGGGUUAAAAUUCUGAACAAGUACUCUUAGUAGUGAGGCGGUGAGAAGCGGUGCGAAGCGGUGAGAAGCGGCGCGAAGCGGCAAUCCAUCUGGGAAGAGGCAGUUCAUCUGUUAAGCGGCAAGCCAUCUGCGAAGCGGCAUGUGGCCACCACCACACGUGAGUUUGCACCCUUCCCAUCGCACCCCUUGGGGUGAACCCAUUUAUCCCCCGUCCAGAUGCCCAAUUAAUUCGUGCCACUGCUGGUCAGGUGUUCCCCAACCGGUUAGUCAGCUACGCAUGCGGGAAGAAGAACAAGACGUGGGUCCUCCUUUGAAGACUCUUAUGUAGCCCCCCC